CCUCUAAUGUCCUAAUAUGGAUUGAUACUGAGAGGGAGCGGAGCCCCGUGGGCGCGGCCAAGGGUGAGUCUACCUUCCCGGAAGAAGCGUGCCCAUCUGUAGCGGUAGCAAUGGAAGACAGACAGCGGCGGUUGUUGCAGCGAGCUCGGCUGCGCCUGGUAAAGGAACUGCAAGUAGAUCUCCUCUGGGAGCUGCUACUGCAGCAAGAGAUCUUCACCCAGGAUAUGAUCGAGGAGAUCCAGGGAGCAGGUACUCGCAGAGACCAGGCCAGGCAGCUGGUUACUGACCUGCAGACCCGUGGGAGGAGUGCAUUCCCUGCAUUCAUCUGGUGUCUCCAAGAGACUGGACAGAAUGACCUGGCCGCUUUGCUGAGCUCAGGAUGUGACCAGCCACAGUUGCGCCCAGCUGAUAUAAAACCAGUUGAAGUCCAUUCACAUCCUGGACAGAGUGAUCCAUGUAUUAGGACUUCAAGAUAUUUGCCUUCUCCUGUGAAAGUGGAAAAUGAGAGACCCCAAGAGCCACCACAUGACGUUACGGCCACUCAGGGCUCUGUGGAAGAAAGUACCAGGAGGAACUCUGAAACGGUUUAUAUCUUGAAAACAGACCCCUGCGGCCACUGCCUCAUAAUCAACAAUGUGAACUUCAGCAAAUCCUCGGGCUUUUCCCCUCGCCUCGGCUCCGACAUAGACUGUGAGAGGUUGGAGAAGCGUUUCAGAUCGUUGCGCUUCGAGGUCUUGACUCGACGGGAUCUUCAAGCUCAGGAAGUUGUCAGGGAGUUGCAGAGCCUGGCCAGGCGGGAUCACAGUGCUCUAGACUGCUGUCUGGUAAUUCUUCUUUCUCACGGCUGUCAGACCAGCCACAUUCAGUUCCCUGGCGGAAUCUAUGGUACAGACGGGAGACCCAUUGCGGUGGAAAAGAUUGUCAGCUACUUCAAUGGGUCCCAUUGCCCCAGCCUGCGGGGGAAACCCAAACUCUUCUUCAUUCAAGCUUGUGGAGGAGAGCAGAAGGACCGAGGGUUUGAAGUGGAUUCUGAGCCCCCUGUCACUCCACUGCAGAGAAGCGCCGUUGAAUCGGAUGCAACACCCUUCCAGGUUCCUGCGGGAGACUCGGAUCAGCCGGAUGCCGUCACGAGCUUGCCUACCCCUAGCGACAUCUUGGUGUCUUAUUCAACUUUCCCAGGUUUUGUGUCCUGGAGGGAUAAGCUGACCGGGUCUUGGUAUGUUGAAACCCUGGACUGUGUGCUGGAUCAGUAUGCGCAUUCUGAAGACCUGCUCAACAUGUUACUGAGGGUGGCCGAUGCCGUUUCUGCAAAAGGGAAGUAUAAGCAAAUGCCUGGCUGUUUUAACUUCCUCCGUAAGCGAUUCUUUUUCACGGCUGCGUGAAGAAGCCUUGGCGGGUCUUUGCCUGUGCCUGGUGGCAGUCUUGAGAGAAGAUAACCCACCUCCCCAGAAGAUGUCGGGUGCUCACACGUUGCUUAGGGCAGGGAUUGGGAACCAGUGGCCCUCCAGAUGCUGUUGGACUCCAGCUCCCAUCAACACCAGCCAGCAUAGCCUCUGGUCGGGGACGAUAAGAAUUGUCAUCUAGCGGAGCCUCCCUGGGCUCCUGCUGGGAGGAAGGGCGGGAUAUCAAUCAAUCAAUAUCUGGAGGGCCACAGAUGUUCACUCCCUUGACGCAUGGAUUUGUUUCCUUUGUCUUGUCGGGGUUGGGAGGGAGGGAUUUCAUCACUGUAAAAGCAUUCUUUUCUUCUUUCAUGGAAAAACUUAAAAAGCACUGGCAUCCGAACUGAAACCGUUUUGGGUUUGCAUGGAUGAAUCUCGCACUGAUCCCCAAAGGAAGUGAUACUAAUUUGUUGCAAGAGGUUGCCUUUCUGUGUCUGCCAGCAAUUUAAGAUUCUCUCUCUCCUCCUUCUCCCCAUCCCACCCCCCAUUUUAUGGAGCCCCAUGAACUGUAGCUGUAUAUGAGGGCAUUCCAGAUUACUUCUUUGAAGUGACUGUACCCUUUUCCAAAACUGCUUGAGGAAAGAUAAGGGUGCUAAAACCUUUUCAAGUUGCUGGUGUGAACAAGCCCAGAUUAAUUAUAAUGGCCUGCAUCCAAUCCUAAUUCUACCCAGAGUAGAUCCAUUGAAGUUACUGGAAAUGACCAACAUCCAUUAAUUGCCGUGGGUCUACUCUGCAUAGAACUUAGUUGGAUAAAUCCCACUGUGCUGAAUCCAAAGUUAGGCCUACCCAGAGCAGCCCAUGGACAUUAAUGAACCUUACUAACUUGGGUCUGUUAUUUUCAGUGGGUCUGCUCUGAGUAGACACUGGAUACAACCCAACAAUUAAAAAAGCACUUUGUUGGGGGAAGAGGAACACAUUUUGCUUGUUAUCCCUUUGUAUGAUUACAUAAUCCAUGUUUCUGUGCAGUCUGUCUGGUUCCCUUAUUUAAACUAUGUUGCCUGUGGGGGUGGCUGUGAUUCUAUUCUGCUAGAAUAGAAUUUGAUACAAAGGGCAGAAUCCCACAUCUUGAUAACUUUGACAGCGAGUUUCUAGUCCCCAUGUUGUCUGCAUACACCCAUUUCAGUUUAUCUUUGCAGUGUUUAAUGAAACUUCUACAAGUUCAUUUUUCUUGAAACCCCAGCCACCUUUAGGGGUUUGCCUAACAUGAAAUCACUGGCCUCCAGUUGUGUGGAGAAUUCCUGCAAUUCAGCAAGUGCAUUCCUUCGUGAGCAAGUUAUCUUGGCAGUUUCUGUUGAGACAAUGCUGUUGUUGCCUCUGCAUAUGUGGGAGAAAUAUAUGCUAGUACAGGUGAAGUCGGAGCAUGCAAUAUAAAAAAUGUCAUUUGUCUUCACUUGACAAGAUGCAGCCGCUUCCCUGAACAACACGCACCUCAUGUCAUAUGCGAUGUCUGUUGUGGGGCAGGUAAAGGUGUGGGUGCAUGAGAUCCCCUGCCAAAAUGAUGGAAAUCACCACUGUUUAGCUGGGGAUUCUGAUGGACAUCCCUUCUUGAAUCAGGAAAAGGUAUGCAUCAAAAUCUGCUAAAAGAGAUGUUUUCCUGUCAUUUCGGCAGGGGAUUUCAAUAUGGAAGAAAAUUCCUGUUUUUAGCAGCACCUUGUACAUGAUGUAAUUGGGAUGUCAUGUGAUUGAUAGGUGGGUGGCCCUACCCACCUGUCAGAUUUGGCCCACAAGGAUCUGGUCAGUGGAGUCAAAAAGAUUCCCAUCCCUGCUAUAAGGACACAAUCAGGAACUCGGUACUGAACUCCUGGUUGUCUCGGCCAAGCGGGCCUCACUGACCUCAAGCCCCUUUACAGCCGUGGUUUGAAUCAAAUGUGCGCCGGCAAACGAACAAAGCUUGAUUUGAGAUGGUCACCUGAUGUUGUUAAUGUCAAAAAUGACCCAGGGAAGGCAGGCCAGUUCUGGGUCCAGCCUUCAAGAUGAAAAUUCGCUAUUUCCUUUCUAUAGAUGCUCUCAUCAUUCUACCUCGCCCUCAUAUUUCCCGCCUCAGUUCUUACACCCUUUUCCCGUUGGCCUUUCUUCUUGGGUUUUUACAUCUCUCCACACCGUCCUAAACAUUUCUGCUCAUUCUUCUGCUCAUGUUUUUACUUGACAACGCUCUGUUAAGCGCCUUGUCCUUGUAAACAUCUCUGUGGUCUUACGUCUCUGCAUCUACCUUAUCUUUCAUUGCAACCUCCCUUUUGGACACUUGCAUCUUGCUCAGAGUCUUUGUCUGUUUUCACUUGCAGAUCCCUGUCACUGGAACACCCUUCCACUUGACAUCAAAAUCUCAACCUCUUUUUUUCCAUUGCAGCAUCUCUUUUAAAAGGGGCAUCUAUUCACCCUGGCUUGCUCCAAAUGACCCUGCUUUCCUUGCCUCCUUUCUCUUCUCCAUUCUGGCUCAUAAAAAUGGUUGCAUGUCUGCCUCCGUGCUUGAGCGCUGCAGGAAAGAAGCACUAAGCCUCUAUCAAAGUUUUCAAGGUCUUUGUGUCACACAUCCCUAACGCUGUGCUUCAUGCAUUAGUAUAGCCUUCUCCAACUUAGUGCCCUCCAGAUAUAUAUAUAUAUAUAUAUAUAUUUAUUUAUUUGUUGGCCUACAACUCCUAUCAGCCCCAACCAGCAUGGACAGCAGAAAGGGAUUAUGGGAACUGUAUCCCAGCUUAAGAUGCCAGUUUAAGGAAUGGUGCAAUAGAGGAAGAGGCGAUGUCAUUUUCCCAAUGGGCAAAAUAUUGCAAUUUGAAGGCUGGGCAAAUGGGAUUUCAUUUGUGAAAUGCUACAUUGGAGAAGGAUGUUUAGAUGCGACUGAAGAAAGCACCCUAAAACAGCCGUCAUGGAAAUGCUUACAGAUUUGCACACUGUGCCUCUGGCAUACAGCUUGAAUUCUGUUACCGCUCAUCAGAACUGAAAAGUGUUAUUUAGCGUCUUUUUUAAGGGAAAGAAAAAUGAAAAGAGGAAAUCGUAGAGGCAAAGAACCGCUCCCAGCAUCUGAGACUAAAGCCUGUUGAUUGGAUUGUUGCAAUUGUUUGUUUUAUUUUGCGACUGGUGUUAUUCUUGAGACGAUGUUCCUGGCAGGUUUUCGCUGUGCUCUGAUGCUCCUUGAAUUAAUUCUGUGCCAUCACCUACAGAAAAUGCCAAAGGGGGAGAAAGCGUGAGGGUUCAUCUUCAACAAGCCAGAAGAAUUGGCUUCUUUGCAUUUAUGCAUAUUUGUUUUUAAAGCUGUCAAUUCUAUAUUUUGGUAAUUUUAAUACAUCUUGUUGAUUUUUA
Messenger RNA from Rhineura floridana, 4736 nucleotides. It is a transcript of the gene CASP9, whose product is annotated as caspase 9. Gene Ontology annotation, molecular function: cysteine-type endopeptidase activity. The transcript is spliced from 10 exons. NCBI's taxonomy places the organism in Eukaryota, Metazoa, Chordata, Lepidosauria, Squamata, Rhineuridae. The record is from RefSeq and is a predicted model, not a curated record. Gene Ontology annotation, biological process: regulation of apoptotic process; proteolysis. The coding region runs from base 111 to 1382 and encodes 423 amino acids.